Messenger RNA from Octopus sinensis (East Asian common octopus), 519 nucleotides. RefSeq lists its product as uncharacterized. Bases 25 to 519 code for a protein of 164 amino acids. NCBI's taxonomy places the organism in Eukaryota, Metazoa, Mollusca, Cephalopoda, Octopoda, Octopodidae. Gene Ontology annotation, molecular function: hormone activity. Gene Ontology annotation, biological process: intracellular calcium ion homeostasis. The record is from RefSeq and is a predicted model, not a curated record. The transcript has 3 exons. Gene Ontology annotation, cellular component: extracellular region.
AGCGAAGAGAAAGAAAUACGAAGUAUGUGGAAGCUUUUCUCAAUUAUUUUACUGCAAUGGGCAUUAACCUCUCAAGGAUUUUAUUUUCGGACUGAACUCGAUUGGGAAGCAGAGGAAAAACCCCAAGCAGAUGUCACUAAGGAAUGCUUGCAAUACAGUAAGGAUUUGGACUGCAGGUUCUAUGAAUGCUUAGAAGAAAGAUUUCCCUGUGGACACGGCGUGCAAAAGGGUCAAUCGCGUGCUCAUUGUGUGAAAAUCAACGAAAGAGCAAAUAAAUUGACUGAAGUGGGUAAGAUCUGGAUAAAUAGUAUCACAAAAUGUUUUGUGAAAGAGGCAACAAAAAUCUACCAACGUCCGUCAAUCGAUUGUAAAGAAGCUAACAAAAUUGUCCUGGACAUACAACAAAAAUGUUAUACAGACAAUGAUUUCUGUAAUGUUGGCUGGAAGCACCGCAAUGAUCUGUGGAGAAUAUUCAGUAAACCCAUAACCACGGCCAAAACACAAUACUAUAAAAUGUAA